Molecule: messenger RNA, 3357 nt
Organism: Schistosoma margrebowiei
Lineage: Eukaryota; Metazoa; Platyhelminthes; Trematoda; Strigeidida; Schistosomatidae
Source: the annotation of a GenBank genome assembly
AUCUCAAGGUCUUCCUUGAACUAUCCAAGUUUGUUAGUUUGAAUUAGUUUACUGGAUAGCUACGUGGGAAACUAGAUUCACUGAAAACUUGGUUGUUUCCACUUCAAAAAUGUUAGCGGGUUUGUUUAGUAAUUUGAUACAUAAGCCUGAAGUUCUGUGUCGAAAAUCAAUUUUUCACUUUAUGUAUGUUCGAAAAUGUCCAUACAGCACUGAACAAGAUGAUAUCCCGUUUCAUCUCAUGGUUGAAGGUUAUUACGACAAGGCUUCAGCCCUUGUUGAACAAAAUUUGAUGUCAAAACUUCAAUCAAAAGCGCCAGAUAAUGAAAAAACAAAGAUUGUUAAAGGAACGCUUAACAUAAUUCGGCCACCUACUCACAUUUUUGAGGUUAACUUUCCACAUAAAGCCGAUGACGGAACGUUCAAGAUCAUUCAGGGCUUUAGAGCUCAACAUAGUGUGCACAGGCGACCCACUAAGGGUGGCAUUCGGUAUAGUAUGGAUGUAUGCAGAGAAGAAGUUAUGGCUCUUGCUGCUCUGAUGACCUACAAAUGUGCCGUUGUAGAUGUUCCGUUUGGUGGUGCCAAGGGGGGAAUUAAGAUAAAUCCCAAAGAUCACUCUCCGGCAGAAUUAGAAAGGAUAACCCGUCGGUUUGCACUAGAGUUGGCAAAACAAGGAUUUCUUGGUCCUGGAACUGAUGUUCCUGCUCCGGAUAUGGGUACUGGACCCCGGGAGAUGAGUUGGAUUGCGGAUACGUAUGCAAACACCGUAGGUCACAACGAUAUGCACAGUCAUGCUUGUGUAACAGGAAAGUCUAUCGCUAUGGGUGGUAUUCACGGUCGCAUUUCUGCAACAGGACGCGGCGUUUAUCAUGGGAUAGAAAACUUCUUAAAUAACCCAAAAUAUGCAGAUGCUAUUGGUUUAUCCCCGGGGCUGAAGGAUAAAACUUUCAUUGUUCAGGGAUUCGGGAAUGUUGGUUUGCAUACAAUGCGUUAUCUUGUACGAGCUGGUGCAAAAUGUAUUGGUAUUGCUGAAAUCGACGGACAGAUUUACAACGCAGAUGGUAUAGACCCACGAGAGCUCGAAGAUUGGCAAAUUGCAAAUGGUACGAUUGUUGGCUUUCCACAUGCAAAACCAUAUACAAAAGGUUCUCUUCUUUUCGAAGAAUGUGAUAUUCUUAUUCCUGCGGCAAAUGAAAAGCAAAUCCAUAGUGGCAACGCCGAUAAGAUCAGAGCAAAAUUAAUUGGGGAGGGUGCAAAUGGUCCCACUACACCAAAAGCUGAUAAAAUACUGCGGGAGAAGAAUAAACUGGUUAUUCCAGAUUUGUAUCUGAAUGCUGGUGGUGUUACUGUCUCGUAUUUUGAAUGGCUUAAAAAUUUAAAUCACGUGAGUUAUGGUCGGUUAACCUUUAAGUACGAACGAGAUUCCAACUAUCAGUUACUCAAUAGUGUACAACAGUCUCUAGAGAAGAAGUUCGCUGACAAAAUACCGAUAACACCAUCCGAAGAUUUUCAGCUUCGCAUUGCGGGGGCAUCUGAACGCGAUAUUGUUCACUCUGGUCUGGAGUAUACUAUGGAGCGAUCUGCUAAGCGCAUCAUGAAUAUUGCGAAUGCCUACAACCUUGGAUUAGAUGUUCGUACAGCUGCAUAUAUCAGUGCAAUUGAGAAAAUAUACAAUGUCUACCUGGAAUCUGGCUUUGUCUUCACUUAAUUGUAUCGUGCAACUUCAUGUUUUUAUGGUCGAAAUUACAAUUACAGCAUAACAAAAAGGAAUACACAUCAUUUGUAUCAAUAAAAGAUAUUCAACUGGCAGUUCUUUUAUGUAAUCAAAAUAAAAUAUCUUUUAUAGGCAUUGGAAGUAAUUUAGUUUUGUUUGUUUACUAAGAUAUGAGAAUGCGUUGAAUUUUUUCUAACUUUCCAACGUAGUCACGACUUCAAUAAUCCGUAUAUAUAUAAAGCAUAGCGAGCAUCAGCGAAGUCACACUUGAAGGAGCAGCUCUGGAAGAGGUGUAAACUUUCACGUACCUGAGAAGCAUCAUCGAUGGAUAAGGAGGAUCUGAUGCAGAGGUAAAGGCAAUGAUUGACAAAGCAACGGAUGCAUUCCUACAGUUGAAGAAUAUAUGGAACUCAAAAGAACUCGGUCAGUAUCAAAGUCAGAAUCUUCAAUACGAACAUCAAGACAGUCCUACUGUACGGACCUGAAACUCGCAGAAUUACUACAACCAGCAUCAAAAGGUACAAGUAAUUAUAAAUAAUUAUCUAGUCAAGAUACUGAAUGUUCGUUGUCUGGAUCCCAUGAGCAACAGUUUAUUGUGGGAGAGAACAAACAAGCUUCCAGUUAAAGAGGAACAUACAUUACAGAAAUCACCAAGCUGUAUCUUGAGGCAAGUGCUAACUUGGAAUCGUGCAUGGUAACGGAAAGGUAGAAGAACAAAGAGCAUAGUGCACUGAGAAUCGGAAGCAGAUAUGAAAAGGAUGAAUAACAACUGGAAAGGAUCGCUCAGGACAGAGUUGUAUGAGUAAUGCUGUUGAGCAGCAGUGGCCUAUGCUCCUCCAUGAGGGGUAACUGGCGCAAGUAGGUAAGUACAUUUGAUUGUCUCAUAAUGUGCGGAUGAUAUUGUCAUAUGGUAGGUGGCAUCUUGUGCACAUUCGAUCCAGACUGACAUCAGCACACGGAAGCUAAACGUGAAUUCUAAUAUUGGUUAAAAUUAGGAAACACGGCUUUGAAUUGAUUAAAGUUAUUACUCUGAAUAUCCACAGUAGCCUUUAUUAGCCAACUCGGUUAUCAAAGUUUAGAGAUAUUUAUAGUCCAUUCUUUAUUUAAAUUAUAGGCACCGAGGUUUUACUUACGCCUGUGUCCUCGUUCAUAACACUAUGACUUGAGAUAGGGCAUUGUUAAUGCUUAUGCCAUUCAAUGGAGAUGCAAAUGGACACCUUUCAAUGCAUUAAAUAAAUUCGUUUGUUAGCAGCAAAUGAGUGGCGUGACAAUCAGCUGAAUCAAUAUUUAAAAGAGGUAGAAGCUGGACUAUAUGUACCUUACGUAUUUUAAACAAAUAUUUUGUAAACAAGAGACUUUUGUCCUCUUAUGCACUAUUACGAACAUUGCAACCGCCGUAAGUAAAAGGCUUGUUUGAACAAGAAAACUAAUUUUUCAUACAUCUGACUGUUUGCUUGAUGGAACUGACCGUUUGUAAGUUUAUGUUUGCUAUCUAUUCAUAGUGUCCAUACUAUCUAUGAGUUUAUACAUUCAAACAUAAUUUACUUGUUCAACAAAAAAUGACACAUACUAUUACACCGUCGUGUAAACAAAGUUUAUUACUUUUAAUAUGUAGCUAAAGUGAAUAAAUAUAUAUAUUUCCGAAA